Molecule: messenger RNA, 1956 nt
Organism: Trichechus manatus latirostris (Florida manatee)
Lineage: Eukaryota; Metazoa; Chordata; Mammalia; Sirenia; Trichechidae
Gene: MAPRE3
Product: microtubule associated protein RP/EB family member 3
Exons: 7
Coding region: 235-1080 (281 amino acids)
Biological process (GO): regulation of microtubule polymerization or depolymerization; spindle assembly; protein localization to microtubule
Cellular component (GO): microtubule organizing center; microtubule plus-end; spindle midzone
Molecular function (GO): microtubule plus-end binding
Source: RefSeq, a predicted model, not a curated record
UGUCUCCAUGCAACCCCAGAAUAUCCUGGAUGUGUGACCCAAGGGGCAAGGGGUGGCAAUUUUGCAGAUUUUCCAAACAGGUGACUUCAGCUUCCCUGGGCCUGGGCAGGAGGGGUAGCCCAAUGACAAUGGGCAUAGCCCCACAUCAGGAGCGGGAAACAUUUGGCAGGCUUUGCAGAAUUCUCACUCCUCCGAUCCCAGAGCAUUGGUUCCAGUUUUCCUGGCUGCUGGGGUAUGGCCGUCAAUGUGUACUCCACAUCCGUGACCAGUGAAAAUCUGAGUCGCCAUGAUAUGCUUGCAUGGGUCAAUGACUCCCUGCACCUCAACUACACCAAGAUAGAACAGCUCUGCUCAGGAGCUGCCUACUGCCAGUUCAUGGACAUGCUUUUCCCUGGCUGCGUGCACUUGAGGAAGGUGAAGUUCCAGGCUAAGCUAGAGCACGAAUACAUCCACAACUUCAAGGUGCUGCAAGCAGCUUUCAAGAAGAUGGGUGUUGACAAAAUAAUUCCUGUAGAGAAAUUAGUGAAAGGAAAAUUCCAAGAUAAUUUUGAGUUUAUUCAGUGGUUUAAGAAAUUCUUUGACGCAAACUAUGACGGAAAGGAUUACAACCCUCUGCUGGCGCGGCAGGGCCAGGACGUAGCGCCACCUCCUAACCCAGGUGAUCAGAUCUUCAACAAAUCCAAGAAACUCAUUGGCACAGCAGUUCCUCAGAGGACGUCCCCCACAGGCCCCAAAAGUAUGCAGACCUCUGGCCGACUGAGCAGUGUAGCCCCACCCUGCAUCCUCCGGAAGAAUCCCCCCUCAGCCAGAAAUGGCGGCCAUGAGACUGAUGCCCAAAUCCUUGAACUCAACCAGCAGCUAUUGGACUUGAAACUGACAGUGGAUGGGCUGGAGAAGGAGCGCGACUUCUACUUCAGCAAACUUCGUGACAUCGAGCUCAUCUGCCAGGAACACGAAAGUGAAAACAGUCCUGUCAUCUCGGGCAUCAUUGGCAUCCUUUAUGCCACUGAGGAAGGAUUUGCACCCCCAGAGGAUGAUGAGAUUGAGGAACACCAACAAGAAGACCAGGACGAGUACUGAGGGCGGCUGCAGCCCUGGCUGACUGCACAGUGUCCCUGUGCCCCUCCCUACGCCCACCCUACAUUAUAAUCCUUUCCUUCCAGCGGUUGGCCGGGUGCUUUGUGUUAGUGCGGCAGCCAGCGUUGGGAGCCCGGCAGGCAGGGCUGGGGGGAUGGGCAGGUGAGCAGGCAGAGGCCCCGCCCUCCUGUGGCACUGGCCCAGUGGGCGGCCCCCUGCCCACUCCUACCCCUAUUUAUUUCCGUUGUCUCUAUGCUGUGUUGGCCAACACUUCCCAGGGUGCUGCUGCCACCCUCCCCACCUCCCACCCCCAGCCAGCCACCUGCUCCUCGACAGCCAGCAGCUGUAUAUUUGACAAAGUCAUUGGUAUAUUUUUACUUACUGGAUUUUCCUUGCACUUUACCUGUUCUUUUCCCAGGGCUGACAGCAGGGCUCAGAGCAGUGUACCUGGCUUGGCUUCCCUUCCCCACUGCUGGGGUCCAGGGCAGGACUCAAGAGAUUCUUAUUUAUUUUGUCUUUUGACUUCCCAGUGGCUGAGGGGAGGGCUGAUGUCAGGAGAGGGAAGGGUGACUGAGGAGGGAGGCUGUAGUCCCUGGUGAUCAGGCAGAGGAAGGGAAGUGUAUGAGGGAUAGAAAUGACCUCCUGGCACUGGGCUCACCCCCUUGGCCCCCUGCCUCCAGCACCGAAGCCCAGCACUGCCCCAAGGCCCCCAGCCACUCCCUCCUGCAGCUUGGUUCAUACCACACAGCGGCCUGGACCCCACUGUACGUCCAUCUCCCAUUGCCCCACUCCCCAGCCCUGCCCACUUGGGCCAACCAGCCUGCAUAUGUGUUCACUUUUAUUUAAAUAAAUGUGUAAUAAAAGUCCACGUCUCCCUCA